UUAGGACAGAUGUCAUUGAAAGGGAUUGUGUCCGCACAAAAUGAAGGGAACUCUCAUUCUGGUGUCUCUGCUUGUCUCCUGGGUGUGUGGGCCUGCUGCAACAGCAGUGCUGGAUCCAGACGUCCCCUCUGAAGAUGGACACGGCACAGAGAACAGUAACGAGAUUCAGAACUACAGCAACCAGAGUGCACCAGAGGUCUGUCAGCUCAGCACCUGUGAGCUCCUGCUUAGGGCGCUGGGGACCAUGCAGGGGAGGAUGAGGGCCAUGGAGACCAGGCUGGAGGCCAGCGACACAAAAGCAGUGGCCAUGGAGACAAAAGCAGUGGCCAUGGAGACAAAAGCAGUGGCCAUGGAGACGAGGCUGGAGGCCAGUGAGACAAAAGCAGUGGCCAUGGAGAGUGAGAUUGAGCAGUUAAAGAGGGCAAAUGCAGACAAGGUAGCAUUCUCCGCUUCUGUUGGGGGUGAUGAAUACCAGACAGGACCUUAUAAUGUACGAACACAUCUAAAAUACAAGAAUGUGCUCACCAACCUAGGCAAUGCCUACAAUCCAUCCACAGGAGUAUUUGUUGCCCCAGUCAGAGGAAUGUACUAUUUCUACUUCUGCUACCAUGCUGGUCAACAGAACAGGGGAGCUUUGUCCUUACACAAGAAUGAUCAGAUCAUAGCCACUACUUCACAUCGUACAGCAGAGAGCGGUAUGACAGAAAACGGAUCCAGUGGUGCUGCAUUGCAACUGGAGGUGGAUGAUCAUGUCUAUGUCAUUCUUCAUGGUAACAGCUGGGUUUGGGAUGGAUCAUACCAUGAGACUAUGCUCACUGGCUUUCUGGUCACCCGGUUGUGAUAUGUACAAACUGCGCUAAACUGUAUUUGAAACACAUUUAUGUAUCUUCAGACAGUUCGUCAAAAAGUUAAUAUUUGAGAGUAAUUGACAAACAUUGCAAAAUAAUGAAUGUGAAUCACUACAAUUCAGAAUCUGAUUAAAUAAAGGCAAAGCAGUUAUGUUCUCUGUGUGUUGAUGAGUUAUGUUGAGGACCUGAUCACUUCUUCUAGGAUUUAUUGCGUGUACAAGUUUACAAGUAACCCAAUGUGUUGAGUUGAAUAUACCGCAAGUGUCAAUUCAGUGUUCCUGAAUCUAUGCAUUCAUAUUAAAUAUUUACCAAGGUACUAAAUGCUAA
Molecule: messenger RNA, 1175 nt
Organism: Clupea harengus (Atlantic herring)
Lineage: Eukaryota; Metazoa; Chordata; Actinopteri; Clupeiformes; Clupeidae
Product: cerebellin-1-like
Molecular function (GO): protein binding
Source: RefSeq, a predicted model, not a curated record